Aspergillus glaucus CBS 516.65 is the source of this 222-nucleotide messenger RNA. RefSeq lists its product as uncharacterized. NCBI's taxonomy places the organism in Eukaryota, Fungi, Ascomycota, Eurotiomycetes, Eurotiales, Aspergillaceae. The annotation marks the transcript as partial. The transcript has a single exon. The record is from RefSeq and is a predicted model, not a curated record.
AUGACCUUGCUAACGCUAUCCAACGAGCUCGUCGUUGAGAUCGUCAGCUAUCUCCAAUAUGACAGCGACAUCAACGCUCUCAUGCAAGUCAGUGGCCGACUAUAUUACCUCCUAAGCCCGUAUCUCUACCUCCACAACGCACGCUACUUCGAGGGAACGGCUCUUUCAUGGGCAGUGCAGAAUAACGUCGCGUCAGCCGCUCAGAAGGCCAUCGAAGGCGGG